AUGGUCGCUUUUCGUUCACAAGACGUUAUAGAUCCAUGUGUUAUAUGUGUUAACUCCGGAAAUGGGAUAUGCCUUAAUAAUAAAACGUGCGAUUGCUUUAAUGGAUUCAUUGGACCAACAUGUAGAGAUCAAGCAACAACAUCAAUUGCACAAUUGGAUGCGUCACACAUCAAUAUUGCUGCCAUCGUAGCUGGCAUUUUUGGUGGAGCUUUAUUUGCUACUAUUAUUAGUAUAGUAUUAUUUUUUAUUUGGAGAAAAAGAAUGAAGAAAAAAGCAUGUUCAUAUUCACCAUCAACUUCAACAACACCAUCAACAUCAUUAUCAUCGAUACCUAUUGUAGCACCUGCUUUAUAUAAUAUAGCAUCAUUAUCGCGACGAAGUUCGUCGGUAACUUCUGCUCCAACACUGACUUAUCAUUUGUAUGAAGAAUUGUUAUGA
Molecule: messenger RNA, 438 nt
Organism: Rotaria socialis
Lineage: Eukaryota; Metazoa; Rotifera; Eurotatoria; Philodinida; Philodinidae
Source: the annotation of a GenBank genome assembly